This is a messenger RNA of Beta vulgaris subsp. vulgaris (sugar beet), 930 nucleotides long. RefSeq lists its product as uncharacterized. The record is from RefSeq and is a predicted model, not a curated record. The transcript has a single exon. Lineage: Eukaryota; Viridiplantae; Streptophyta; Magnoliopsida; Caryophyllales; Amaranthaceae. The coding region runs from base 1 to 930 and encodes 309 amino acids.
AUGGCAGGCGAAACCGACAGCCCGAACUCCGAUCUCGGACAGCCCACCACCAAGCACCUUCAUCCAGUGUACACCGUUGGUAACAUCCAACACAAAGUUUGUGUCCUCGACGGCACCAAAGUCCCGUACUCUUCAUGGGUAAAGCUUUUCAAGCUUCACCUUCGAGGCUACAAGGUGCUGUCUCAUGUUGAUGGUACCACUCCUCCGGCGAAAACCGACGCACACUUCUCCACGUGGCAGGAGAUUGACUCUCAUGUCCUUCAAUGGAUCUAUGGAUCCAUUUCUGAUGACUUGUGCUUGCGGAUACUCGAACCCGACACCACCGUUCGUGAAGCGUGGUUGAAACUUCAGAAUUUGUUUCAUAACAAUAAAGGGUCCCGAGCAGCCACUCUUGAACACGAAUUCAAUAAUCUCAAACUCACAUCCAUGUCUUCUCUUGAUGAUUAUUGCCACCGUCUCAAAGAACUUGCUGAUAAACUUUCCGACGUUGAUUCGCCGGUCACCCCGCAGCGGUUAGUGCUUCAACUCGUUCGUGGUUUACCGGUCGAAUAUGACACGGUUGCUUCUUUUAUUAAUCAGCAGAUACCGUCCUUUGAGACCGCUCGAAGUAUGCUGCAAUUAGAACAACAAAGGAAGGUCGUGCGUGAUGAAACCGUGCCUUCCCCUGCUGCACUUGUCACUCCGGCAUCUCCUCCGCCGGAUUCUCAACCGUGGUCAGACCCACCACGCCCUCCGCUGCCCAAGGGUGGCCACCGCCAGCCCCGUCGGCCUCCUCGUGGGCCACAACGUGGCUCCUCUUCAAGCUCACCCUCUCUCGGGCCUGCUUCGCGCCCUACCGUGGCUGCUACUGGGCCACAACAGCCCUAUUUUCAAGCUUGGGGACCUCCUCCUCCCUACUGGACCGUUCCCCCGUUCCCCUACCCCACUUAG